Bufo gargarizans (Asiatic toad) is the source of this 4578-nucleotide messenger RNA. RefSeq names its product vesicle associated membrane protein 7 (gene VAMP7). Gene Ontology annotation, cellular component: SNARE complex; membrane. The coding region runs from base 123 to 785 and encodes 220 amino acids. The record is from RefSeq and is a predicted model, not a curated record. Gene Ontology annotation, molecular function: SNAP receptor activity; SNARE binding. The transcript has 8 exons. Lineage: Eukaryota; Metazoa; Chordata; Amphibia; Anura; Bufonidae. Gene Ontology annotation, biological process: vesicle fusion; exocytosis.
ACCUGCGGAAGUCCACGUGAUCUGUGCUCAGUCCCAGGGAGGAAGCAGCUGCAGGGUCCUGGCAUGUAAAUAACGCCCUGUCUGUAUCUACACUGUACGGCCGGAGCCAUUCCAGGGAAGACAUGGCCAUCCUGUUUGCGGUUGUUGCGAGGGGAACCACCAUACUGGCGAAGCAUGCCUGGUGCGGAGGAAAUUUCCUGGAGGUGACAGAGCAGAUCCUGGCCAAGAUCCCCUCAGAAAACAACAAGCUGACGUACUCUCAUGGCAGUUAUCUGUUCCAUUACAUCUGUCAGGAUAGAAUCGUCUACCUUUGCAUCACCGAUGACGAUUUUGAGCGUUCCCGGGCUUUUAAUUUCUUGAAUGAAGUAAAGAAGAGGUUUCAGACAACCUAUGGAUCCAGGGCACAGACCGCUCUGCCCUACGCCAUGAACAGCGAAUUCUCCAGUGUCCUCUCAGCGCAGCUGAAGCAUCAUUCAGAAACCAAGACUGUAGACCGUGUAGUGGAGACACAAGCCCAAGUGGACGAGCUGAAAGGAAUUAUGGUCCGGAAUAUAGAUCUUGUAGCCCAGAGAGGAGAACGAUUAGAACUAUUAAUCGAUAAAACAGAGAACCUUGUGGACUCAUCGGUCACCUUUAAGACCACAAGCAGAAACCUCGCCAGGGCUAUGUGCAUGAAGAAUUUGAAGCUGACCAUCAUUAUCGCUAUUGUAACAAUAGUCAUCAUCUUUAUCAUUGUGUCGGCAGCAUGUGGAGGGCUGAGCUGGCCUAACUGUGUGAAUAAGUAACCGCCUCUCCUCUGCUGCAUGAAGACCAUCGACAGGAACCAGAACAUAACCUACUACUUGUUCACACAUGUAGCGUCCCGUAGAAAAGAGACUUAAUGGAAAAGCCUUUUCCCCCCGAAGACACUGAGGUGUCAGAAGUUCUCCUCAAUCUGUCGUCCCUCCAUCCUUACUGGACAAUGUAUCUCAUUCUCUAUGCCUUAUACCUCCCUCACCCCAUUGUCCUGUACAGUCAGGCUUCUGCUGGAGAUUAAGGACGGUGACGGGGGAGAUGUCAUCUGUGGUUCCGACCAUUUGUCAGUUUACUUCCUAAAUAAUAUAUAUGUAUAUUGGACUGGUUCAUGUUUUAACCUCCGGAAAGUGGUUCAAUUAUUUUAAUUUCCUUUGGCCCGGCCGCACUUGCACUGCUUGUCCACGCACCUGUCUUUUAUGUAUGUCUUGCACACGUGGGAUAUGACAUUCUGCUCCACCUCCUUGAAAUCGUCAUCUCACUUCUGGCAUUGUCAAGGUUAGGUAGGUGAUUUUUCUGUGUGUUCGGGAUCAUCCGGCGGUUGCAUCACCAUUUUUGAUAGGACAAAGAAAUGCCGGAACCCGCACCUGCAUGAAAAACCUCACGUUAAAAUAUGUCGUCUUCUAUCCAGCUGUUGCCUCCUUAUAGUUGCUUUUAGGCAGGCGGGGCGAUAACCAGUUUGCUGCCAUAGGGUUCCCAGACUUGACCUGCGGUGCAGAUUUAAGAUCCACAGCAUGUCAAUUUCCGCAUAUUUCACACUUUGCAGCAAAAUCCAGGACAAAUCCACAGUGAAAUUUCUGCCUGUCGGUUUAGGCCGGACUCGCGCGAGCUUAAUUUGGAUGUAUUUUUCUACUGUAUUAGUCCUGUGUUACAGCCUGACCAUAGGAUUCACUGACCUGAACUCCGGACGUCAUAGGGAUCUACAAUGCUGACCCUACUGUAUCCAGGGAACGACCAAAUCCCCAUUAACUACAAUGGGAUGCGUCUGCUUUCCACCACAAUUCUGUCGUGUCGGACAAAAAAAAGAUCACGCAUGCAGGACCCUUUGUCCGGCGGAAGGCCUACAUUUAUGGCGGAAAGCGUCCGGAUCCCAUUGUGGUCAAUAGUCAAUGGGGAUUUGGCAGUGCGGUUCAAGUCAGGUGAAUUCCAUCAGGAUGUUCUGCUGGAUUUCAGGACAGAUGUGUGAACAGUGCCUGAGAGCUCAGGUUAGUUAUACCCACAGUCGGGCCAUAAUAUGGAUGCUCUUGUGAAUCUGGUAGUUCAUGCAGUUCUAUACCCGCUCCAAGUCACUGCAUUUGUAUCUAGGAAAGCUGAAGAAAAAAAAAACAUGGCAUACUGACCGCAAAAGGGUUGAGGUUUUUUGCAAACCCUGCCCAAAAGUUUCACUGUGAGUAUGCUAUGGGUGCUCUAAUGGUCCUAAUAUAAAGAUUCUAGGGCUCAUGGCUAUGGCUGUAUUACAGAUUGUGUAGUAGAAGUAGUACAGCCUUACCAACGUGCAGUGAUCCGUGCCCUCUGUCCACGUCGCUGCCUUUCUAGGCUGAUUUUUCAUUCAGAAUUCAAGGUAAGGUGGAAGAGAACUGUGGAAGCUAUGGUGACGAGUCCAUGUUGGUUGUCACCUAGCUCUCGCAGGAAGAGAUCUAAAAGUCAGUAUUAGCUCAUACAGAAAUAUUUAAGUAGUCCGUAGACCUAGAAAAGCCACGUCGGACAUGGUCCUCACGAGGAGGUGGUAAAACAAGGCAGUCAUUCUGAUGAAAACCACUCAUGCUUUUAAUUUUACACAUAUUUACCGCUAUUAUUUCCUUACAAUUGUCUACAAAUGUGAUCUUGCUUUAUUUAAUGAUCGUUAACGCCAUCUGGAAACUAAUCUUGUAUAGAACAUCCAGAAGGUGCACCGGCUUCCAUCUUGUUGUGUCACUUUAUCUCAGGCUUUGCUACUGCUGUUUCCCGUUGUCCAUGGGACGGGGCUUUUGUUGCGCUUUCAUAGUGUGCAGAACGAUUCCCUUUCAAGGGGUUUCCUUGGGACCUUUUAAUUGGCCCUUUUGGGUCUGUGUCUGGUACCGCAGCUCAGUCUAUUCAAGUGGGCAGCAUGAGCUGCAGUACCGGGCACUGCCACACCCAGAUGUAUGGCGCUGUGCCUGGAUAAACCACGAGGGGCUCUAGCGGGCACCAUGGCCCCUUCAUUCUGCUCCUCGAUCGGAGCUCCCGGGAUAGGCUGUCAAUUAAAGUCCUUUUUUUAGGGUGUUUUAAAAUCUAUUUCAUAGUUAUCCUGUCCAUCAGUUAAUGUCCAUCUCAGAAUUCCGUGAGAUUGGAAUAUAUGCCUUAAGGCCUCCUGCACACUUCCAUUUUGUGGUCUGCAAAAUACUGAUGCAUCCCGCACUUUUCCUAGACCCCCAUUGUGAAAAUGUCUAUUCUUAUCCGCAAAAUGAACAAGAAUAGGACACGUUCUAUAAUUUGCUGCACGGAUGCGGACAACACAGCGUAGGUGCGCCGUCUCCGUUUUUUGCAUCCCUAUAGAAACUAACGCAUGGCAACAUGUGUCGCGCGACAAAAAGUAACGACCACACUGGGACAUGUGUUGACUUGGUUGGAUUUUUGUGACUAUCGUGUCGCAAACACGCCAUCAAAUGUCAUUAUAAAAAACGCCAUGUGACUUUUCGGCGACACCUGUCGCUGUGUAGCCCUAGCCUUGCGCCUCAUGCUCACCACUGUAUUUUUAAACCACAUUUUUUGUGGAUGCGUUCGUUUCUAUAGGGAUCCAAAAAAUGGGGACGGCACACCGACGCUGUGUUGUCCGCAUCCGUGCAGCAAAUUACAUUUUUACAAUGGGGUCUAGGAAAAGUGCGGGAUGCACACGGACUGCAUCAGUAUUUUGCAGACCACAAAAUGGAAGCGGUCGUGUGCAGGAGGUCUUAGGCAUAUAUUCCAAUCCAAUGGGCAGAUUUGAUCUUGGAGGGGUCUUUGGAUCAGUUUCGGAUUUUUUUUUUAUUGGCUUUCUUCACACCAUUUUUCCAGUGUUUUUAGACUCUUUCAAAAAAUAAAAUAAAAAAAAUGCAGUACAUUUCUAGGGUUUUUAACACUAUAUUUUUCCUGAAGAGCUUUUGGUGGCAUUUUACAUUUGGUAAGGUUUUUUUUUUUUGUUUCCUGGUGUUUUUCAAUGCCUAUGGGAAAAUCGCCAGAAUAAACAUCCUACCCAGAGCACUCUGCAUAAAGUAAAGAAACAAAACAAAAUUCUGUGUAUACCUUCCACUAUUUACUAUGGUCUGUAAAGUCACAUGUGGGCACAAGUGUCUUUAACCUAAAACACGCUGUGAAAAAUACCAAAGAAGACACUGCAAAAAUAACAGGUUUGAAAUAAUGAGGGUGGGGGUGCCCCAGGGUAUGACUGUUCAUACCUUCCAUGGUGGACACUGGUCGUGAACCAAAAUAGUGCUAACCAUAAAAUGGCUGAAAGGAUCUGCAAUGUGACAAAAGAGGAUGGUGCAAGAUUUACGAUUAAUUUAUUGGGUGUUUUUUUUUUCUAAGUUGUUUUUUUUGGGGGGGGCGAGGCCUUCAUGUCGGCUGCUAGGCAGGUAGCCAGCGCAUACACAAUUGUUUACCCCGCUAAGAUAAAGAGUUGAUUAAUUUGUAUAGUUUUACAAUGUUCUCUGUUAGGACAGCGCAUACAUCCAUGGUGGGAUGACUGCUUUACGUGGAUGUGUUUUGUAAUUGUACGGUAUAUCUUCAACUGCUGAAAAUAAAGGAAAAAAAAAAAAAGCACCGCAGCACUUUCACAGAUGUGGCAUACAC